This is a messenger RNA of Mercenaria mercenaria, 1935 nucleotides long. RefSeq names its product hemicentin-1-like. Gene Ontology annotation, cellular component: membrane. The record is from RefSeq and is a predicted model, not a curated record. Bases 235 to 1854 code for a protein of 539 amino acids. The transcript has 13 exons. NCBI's taxonomy places the organism in Eukaryota, Metazoa, Mollusca, Bivalvia, Venerida, Veneridae.
CACAUUGUUAGUUAGCUUACGUGGAUGUGUAGAUGCGGUACAAACUAUAUAUAAACCGUAAAAAUUUCAGAAAUCUACAAGGUUAAAUUUCCAUUUAUGUAUAAGUAUCAUAACAGUAGUCAAAACUACAAAAUACACGAGUCACAUUAUUUUUAACCAACGUUUCGGCUACAUUAGCCUUCUUCAGGGUUCAUAAUACCUACGACUGGAUCUGUAGUUGAGAGUACUUCCGCUAUGAGUGGUCGCCAUAGCAAUUGUUUCUACGUAACCUUAGUGCUUACUUUUCCUGUUUUUGCAAGUGGAUUUAUGCUGAACAAUGACGCCACUGUACAAUCAGGAAAUCAAACGCAAAUCGGGACAAAAGCUACAGGAAUAACAUUAUUACCUACAACUGAAUCUGUAGCUGAAAGUACUACCGCUAUGAGAGUCUGUCAAGAUACGGUCGACAGUUGCAGUAUGUAUGGACGGACAGCUUGUACACAAAAGGUCUACGAACCCUGGGCUAAGGCACACUGUGCUAUGUACUGCGGAUUUUGUACCCCACCAGUGCCUGUCACUAGUUUAUGUGAGAACAAAAUUGCUAACUGUGAGGAAUACGACUCUGGAAAUUUAUGCACGGAUGCCUCGUAUUAUUCGUGGGCAUACGAGAAUUGCAGAGGAUACUGCAAGUUUGGCAUCUGCAAUGACACAGACACGAACACUGCGUGUGAAGAUAGAAAUGGCACAGAUUGUAAGCAGCUUAAUGCGACGGUUAAUAUAUGUGAUGAUAUUCCACAAGCUAAAACUACAUGCAAAAAAUAUUGCGAUCUAUGUAACGCCACUGACGGGGCUUGGUGUCAUUGGGGUACAUGGUCGGCCUGCGAUGUCACUUGUGGAAAUGGCACUAAAUCAAGAUCAAGACAAUGUGCUUGUAAUGCUCCAGCUAAUGGAGGGUCCAAGUGUCCUGGUGAUGCCAAAAUGACCAUGGAGUGUCCUGUCAUAUCAUGUCCUGCACAUUCUGCUACAGUUGAUGGAAGCUGGUCGAGUUGGUCUUCAUGGGAAGGCUGCAGCGUUACUUGUGGAAUAGGUCUACAAAGGAGAGACAGGACAUGUUCUAACCCUUACCCUGGACUGGGUGGAAAUCCAUGCCUUGGUGAUACUAGCGAAGACCGCAUUUGCUUUAAUAAAGCAUGCGCCGACGGCGGGUGGUCUUCUUGGUCAGACUGGAGCACGUGUUCUGCCACAUGCCUUGGAGGAUUAUCAAAAAGGACCAGACUUUGUAACAAUCCAGCGCCAUCAACAUUCGGUCAUGAUUGUAUAGGAAACAACGAGGUUAGCAAGAUCUGCAACACUGUUCCCUGCCGAGAACUUGUAAAUGUUGGAAAUGGCCAAUGGACCACAUGGUCAAAUGUUGGAAAUGGCCAAUGGACCAUAUGGUCCAGCUGGUCAGCAUGCGACUUCUAUUGUGUAAAGGAAAGGACAAGACAUUGUACAGGUCGCUACUGCAGUGAGAUUUCGGAGAUUAAAGAAAAUUGUGAUUUGCGAACUUGUUCACUAGACCUACGGGUACGUCUGGCCGGAGAAAAUACUGUUAACAGAGGACGUGUGGAAGUGUCUUACGAUGGCGUUAACUGGGGGACUGUGUGUGGUGGAUCUUUCAACCGGAAUAACAAUGGCGCAAAAGUAGUGUGCAAUAUGUUAGGAUACUCAACAUCACGCGCUUUCUCUUAUAUUGUAAAUGGAGGCAGUGGACCAAUCCACCUUGAAAACGUCGCAUGUACUGGCUCAGAAGGCAGUUUGCUAUUUUGUAAACAUCAUCGCUGGAAUACUCGAAACUGUGACCAUUCAAAGGAUGUAGGAGUCAUCUGUGUAUGAAAGAAAAGCCGAAAAGUCAAACUUUGAUUUUCGUAUACAUCGUACAUUUUACAUUGUACAUUACUGAAAUAAAAGAUCCAU